UUCACCUGCGUCCUUCCUUCACCCUGAACCCAGCCAGACGCGUUCACUCAUCCGACCACCUCAAACCAGCCCAACUCGACCCAUUGAAGGAAAAGUGCUCUUUCAGAGCUCAAGAAUACGAUCUUGUUUAA
Molecule: messenger RNA, 131 nt
Organism: Acaulospora colombiana
Lineage: Eukaryota; Fungi; Glomeromycota; Glomeromycetes; Diversisporales; Acaulosporaceae
Source: the annotation of a GenBank genome assembly